Molecule: messenger RNA, 1652 nt
Organism: Momordica charantia (bitter melon)
Lineage: Eukaryota; Viridiplantae; Streptophyta; Magnoliopsida; Cucurbitales; Cucurbitaceae
Cellular component (GO): cytoplasm
Source: RefSeq, a predicted model, not a curated record
UGAACAACUAACGAACUCGAGGUUUAGAGUAGGGUUUAUGAGAGCAUCCAUUCCAUUUCCAUAACUUCCUUUUUCAAGUACUCGAAGAGCUCCUUCUAAUGGCUAUGGCUGCUGCAUUUCUUGUUCGGAGAACCUCGCCGCCCAGAUUCCUCUUCCGACCUCCCCUCCAUUCUUCUUCUUCUCCGCUUCUAACAAACCUAUCUUCUCUUCUUUUCCGAGAUUCCGGUUCCUGUAAUCCUGGAAAUUCUUGUCCUUCCCACUCCAGAGGUUUCGUCUCUGUUCCUCAUGAUUCUGGUGCUCCUGCUCUCGGUACUGACACUCGCGUCCCAGCCACUGUGAUCACCGGCUUUCUCGGUUCUGGAAAGACGACUCUCCUCAAUCAUAUUCUGACAUCUCAGCAUGGCAAGCGAAUUGCUGUUAUUGAAAAUGAGUUUGGCGAGGUGGAUAUCGAUGGAUCUUUAGUUGCAAGUCACUCCUCUGUAGCCGAAGACAUUGUUAUGGUAAAUAAUGGAUGCCUUUGCUGCACUGUGCGGGGUGAUCUGGUUAAAAUGCUCUUGGAGCUGGUGAAGAAAAAACGAGACAAGUUUGAUCAUAUUAUCAUUGAAACGACGGGCCUUGCUAAGCCAGCUCCAGUUAUAGAAACAUUUUGUACAGAUGAGCUGGUUUCACGUUAUGUAAAACUAGAUGGAGUUGUUACUUUAGUAGACUCCAAGCAUGCCAUGCAACACUUGAAUGAAGUGAAACCAAGAUUUGUGGUGAAUGAGGCUGUAGAACAAGUUGCUUAUGCUGAUCGAAUUAUAAUGAACAAGAUUGAUCUUGUAAGUCAAGAUGAGUUGGAGGAACUGAUGCGGAAGAUUAAGCGAAUAAAUGCGAUGGCCCAAGUUAACUUGGCUAAGUUUGGAUCGGUUGACGUUGACUUUGUAUUAGGAGUGGGUGGAUAUGAUCUUGACAGAAUAGACUCUCAAGUUGAAGCCAACACUUGUUCUGGAGACCACAAACAUGAAAAUAAACAUGAGCACCAUAAGGGGCAUCAUCAUCAUGACCAUGUACAUGACUCUGCUGUGUCUAGUGUCAGUAUUGUUUCUGAGGGAUUACUUGACCUUGAUGAGGUUGACGAUUGGCUCGAACGAUUGAUCGAAGAGAAAGGAGAGGACUUGUACAGAAUGAAAGGAGUUUUGAGUGUGAAUGGUUACGAGCAGCGUUAUGUCUUUCAGGGGGUGCACUCUAUCUUGGAUGGCUGCCCAGGCAAAGCAUGGGCCCCUGAUGAGAAGAGGAUAAACAAGUUGGUUUUCAUAGGAAAGAAUUUGGACGAAACUGCCCUUAGAAAAGGCUUCAAAGGUUGUUUACUAUGAGAUCAAUCUUCUAUACUCUCUGUUUCCAAUUUGGUAAUUUAUAGGUCUUAAUGUCAUUAUAAUUCUUGUAUGUAUGUACAUUUCUUUGUGCAUUUUACAUGCUAAUUGUAGCCACCUUUUUUCCUUUUUAGAAAAGCAAAAUUUUUUUUUUAAUACCACUAGUAGGGGUGGAGGAUCCGAACUUGUGACUUUUUGAUCAGAAAUAGAUGGUCAUUACCGUUGAGAUAAUCUCAUGUUGGCUUUGCUCAUAGUUAAGUUGGAUAGGAACAUUCUAUUUUAAAUGAAAUGAGUUUUGUUGUA